ACCAUGCGUUGCGUUAAAAUCAUGUAGUUAUAAAAUUGCCGAUUCUCAUUGUAAAAUGUUAUUAUUUUUUAAUCAAAUAAUCUCUGGCAAAAUUUAAAUUUUCGUGCAGCAUAAAUCAUUUAGAAUCAUGUUCAGAAUAUUGAUGAAACAAUGUUCGAACUGGCGGUUCUUAUCAACAACUAUUAGCAGGCUGAAUGAUGCAUCAAAGCUGGACAUAAUUAUUAAUUCCAAACAUGAAUCUCAAAAAAUAUCUGACUUAUCAGAUGAGGGAGUUGGAUUACAACCACCUGUUUUUGCCAAACCAUUUGCAGAACUUGAAAUGGAAGAAACUAAAAAUAUGCCAUCUGAAAUUGGAGAGUUUGUUGAUAGCUUAGGACCUCCACUUCCUAUCACUUUCAAUUUAGCAGCUUAUGCAAAUCACUCAGAAUCACUUCAAAAGUUAAUUCACCUUGGAGUUGAUUUGUCUGAAAUUGAGAAAAGACCAGACCGAGCUAAAUUUGUUUUAAAUCUAGAUUUUGAAAAAAAUGUGAAAAAUCAUAUACAAUUUCUGUAUGAUAAUGGGGUUAGUGCUGAUGACAUGGGAAGAUUCUUCACCAAAAAUCCAUUCAUAUUUAAGGAAAGAAUUGAGGAUUUAGAAGUAAGGAUAAAUUAUCUGAAAAGUAAAAAAUUCACUUCUGAUGCCAUUGCGUGGAUUAUAACAAGCAAUCCAUAUUUUUUGAGUCUUGAUACAAAACAAGUUGACUUCCGCUUGGGAUUUUUCCAAAAACAAUUUUCUCUAACAGGAAAUGAAGUGCGUCAUCUUAUUACUAAGUGCCCAAAAUUAGUGACUUACAGUAUAGAUAAAUUUAGGGAAAAAUUAUUUUCAAUGAAAGAAGAACUGGGCUUUACAAGUGAAGAAAUGAAAAAGCUGCUCUUAAUGAAGCCUAAAGUAUGGAUGUUAGGACGAUCACAAGUGAAGGAAAGAUUUGAUGUAGUUCACAAUCUUAUGGGUAUACCUCAUGAGACUAUUAUUAAAUUUCCAGAAAUAUUCACUAGACGAGCUUUCAUUACAAAGCAGAGACAUUUGUAUCUUGUUCAUCUCAAUCGAGCACAGUAUGAUCCAACUCAACCUUUAUAUGUUUCACUUAGGGAUCUAGUUCUUUUGUCUGACUGUGAGUUCUGUGAAAAAUGUGCCCGAACUUCAAUUGAUAUGUACAAUGAAUUUCUUAAAACAUUAUAGCAAAUGUUUUGUGUUGUAAAUACUUAGAAUAGUAAAUAUAUUUUUUUAUAUUUUAA
Argiope bruennichi is the source of this 1275-nucleotide messenger RNA. It is a transcript of the gene mTerf3, whose product is annotated as transcription termination factor 3, mitochondrial-like. Lineage: Eukaryota; Metazoa; Arthropoda; Arachnida; Araneae; Araneidae. Gene Ontology annotation, molecular function: double-stranded DNA binding. Gene Ontology annotation, cellular component: mitochondrion. The record is from RefSeq and is a predicted model, not a curated record. Gene Ontology annotation, biological process: regulation of DNA-templated transcription; mitochondrial ribosome assembly. The transcript is spliced from 5 exons. Bases 128 to 1219 code for a protein of 363 amino acids.